Molecule: messenger RNA, 3071 nt
Organism: Pogoniulus pusillus (Red-fronted tinkerbird)
Lineage: Eukaryota; Metazoa; Chordata; Aves; Piciformes; Lybiidae
Gene: SLC29A4
Product: solute carrier family 29 member 4
Exons: 11
Coding region: 187-1806 (539 amino acids)
Biological process (GO): nucleoside transmembrane transport
Cellular component (GO): plasma membrane
Molecular function (GO): nucleoside transmembrane transporter activity; monoamine transmembrane transporter activity
Source: RefSeq, a predicted model, not a curated record
GCCGCCUCCGCUGCUGGUCGGCAGCCGCCGCACUCCGCUCCGUGCCCCCCCACCCCCCCGCUCAACCCCGCUCCCCGGCCAUGGCGGGGCCGGGGACCGGCAGCCGGCUGAGCUGAGCCGGGCGGAGCGGGCACAGCGCCGGGGCCGGUGUCGCAGAGCAGCCGCGGCAGAGGGAGGUCGGCCACGAUGGGCUCAGUGGGAACUGAGCGCUUCAAGGAGCUGAGCCCGGUGGGGACGCCAGAGGGCAACGUGGUGAUGAGCUUCAGCUUCGACAGCUACCAGCUGGAGGAGGAUGAGCUGCAGCGGGGCAGCCAGGCCAAGGGCGUCCUCACCUUCAUGGAGCCGGGUGAGGGCAGGCACAGCCCCAACCCACAGCCAGCAGUUUCUGAGGAUCCUGAGCCCCAGGAUCGAUACCAUGGGAUCUACUUUGCCAUGCUGCUGGCUGGGGUGGGGUUUCUCCUGCCAUACAACAGCUUUAUCACCGAUGUGGACUACCUGCACCAUAAAUACCCAGGGACCUCCAUUGUCUUUGACAUGAGCCUCACCUACAUCCUGGUGGCUUUGGUGGCUGUCAUCCUCAACAACGCGCUGGUGGAGCUGCUGAGUUUGCACACACGGAUCUCCGUGGGCUACCUCUUUGCCCUGGGGCCCCUGCUCUUUGUCAGCAUCUGCGAUGUCUGGCUGGAGCUCUUCAGCCGCAGGCAAGCCUAUGCCAUCAACCUGGUCGCCGUCGGGGUGGUGGCCUUUGGCUGUACAGUGCAGCAAUCCAGCUUCUACGGCUACACAGGGCUGCUGCCCAAGCGCUACACGCAGGGCGUGAUGACAGGCGAGAGCACCGCUGGGGUCAUCAUCUCGCUCAGCCGAAUCUUCACCAAGCUGCUGCUGUCAGACGAGAAGGAGAACACGGUCAUCUUCUUCUUCAUCUCCAUCGGCAUGGAGCUGACGUGCUUCGUCCUGCACCUCCUGGUGAAGCGCACCCGCUUCGUCCGCUACUACACCACCUGCUCCCGCAAGGGCCUCCCCGAGAGCCGGGCGCCCAGCGGCCGUGGGGCUGGCUACCGCGUCCACCACGACGUCACUGCCGAGGACAUACGAUUCGAGAACCGGCAGCGGGGGCAGCCGAGCUCCCCCCGGGGCAGCCCAGGCCCCGACGCUGAGCUGACCGGCAGCGGCACCUACGUGCGCUUCGACGUCCCUCGGCCCAAAAUCAAGAGGAGCUGGCCCAGCUUCAGAGACAUGCUGCUGCACCGCUACGUCGUGUCCCGGCUCAUCUGGGCCUACAUGCUCUCCAUCGCCAUGACCUACUUCAUCACUCUGUGCCUCUUCCCUGGGCUGGAGUCAGAGAUCCACAACUGCACUCUGGGGGAGUGGCUCCCCAUCCUCAUCAUGGCCAUCUUCAACCUCUCCGACUUUGUCGGCAAGAUCCUGGCUGCCCUGCCCUAUGACUGGAGAGGGACCCACCUCCUCAUCUACUCAUGUGUCCGUGUGGUCUUCAUCCCCCUCUUCAUCAUGUGCGUCUACCCCAAUGGGAAGCCCACCUUCGGCCACCCUGCCUGGCCCUGCAUCUUCUCCCUCCUCAUGGGCAUCACCAAUGGCUACUUUGGCAGCGUGCCCAUGAUCCUGGCUGCUGGCAAAGUGAGUCCUGAGCAGCGGGAGCUGGCAGGGAACACCAUGACUGUGUCCUACAUGACAGGCUUGACGCUGGGCUCAGCCGUGGCAUACUUUGCCUACAGCCUCACCAGUACGUCCCACAGUAGCUGUUUCUACACUGAAAUCUCCAACGGCUCCUUUACAACAGGGUACUGAGCUCUGGGGUGGGGUGAUGGGGACAUGAUGGGACCCACCUCCCACUCUGGUUCCCCAUCACCCCUCUUGGCCUUUGUCCCUUCUGGAGGAGGGAGCCUGGAGCCAGAAAGCUGUCCCAGGGCAGACAGAGACAGGCACUGUGUUGGCAUGGGGCUGUGGCAUCUCAACACAGCCCAUGCUGCCCAACCAGAUCAGAUGCUGCACAGAAGGACUACUUCUUGCCGUGACAUUCCUCCCACCCUGAAAGAGGGUCCUGUUGCUCUUGGGGGGCUCCCCAUCAGCGAUGUGCAGCUGUUCAUUGGGGGGGAGGGGGUGUCUUCUGUUUGUGCCAAGCCAUUGCCAGGAGGAAGAAAAUACUGCCAAAUCCCAAAGGGAAUAGGAACUGUGCUGGGGGUGGGGGGAAGGCAGUGGAGGGGUAGUGAGAAAGAAGAGGAGCAAGAGAGGACGGAAGCACACCUUCAGUCCCCUGUGGCUCUGGAAAGAGGAGCCUCAGCUUUCAUCAAUGGUGCUGCAGGUUUUCACCAAGACUGGCUUCCAAUUGUAAUCCCUACUCAAAUAUGCCAAAAAAAAAAAGACACAAUUCAGCUUUGCUGAUUGGAAAAAAAAAAACCUUUUGCUUGUGUCUUGUUUUUGCCCUGCCCCUGACUGCAAGCAAGGCAGGGUCUUGCCUCCUCCAACCUCACACUGUGAGUCUGUCCCACCACAACGGGGCAGAGAGAAGGGGAUCUGAGGCCACAGCAGUGCAGAUGCCACUCAUGGACCACUGGAUGAGCUUCAGAAUUUAUGGCAAGGGACACAGAUGAGGCCAAUGCCACAUGAAAUGUCUUUGCAGUGAUGGCUGGUCAUUAGCCAUGCCACUGGUAUGGCCCUGGAACCAAAACUACUUGACUGCUGGCAAUGGGCUGGGCUAGCAAGCACAAAGUGAUGCCUGCUGAUUGUCUCUUGAGGGUUUGGGGUGUUCCUUGUCCUGCUCCCCAUCUCGAUAGUCCCCUCUAUCACCUCAGAUGGCUGAACUUGCCACCACGUCCCACCAAACCCCUGCUAGCCUCAAGUGCUACACUUCUGUGGGCAGCAAGUGGGAGAGGAAAUGGGCGGAGCAGAGCAGAAAUCAUCUCGAGAAGGUAUAAAGAGCAGAGGCUGAUGCUGCUGUUUGGGACUUGCUGCACCUCACUGUGCCGGCUGGUAGGUGCCACUUCCCAAGGGCUGGAGUCAGUGGGAACAGAAGGCAGCAGGCACCAGGCUUGGCAACCCUGACCUGGCCCUAC